Molecule: messenger RNA, 4153 nt
Organism: Labrus bergylta (ballan wrasse)
Lineage: Eukaryota; Metazoa; Chordata; Actinopteri; Labriformes; Labridae
Gene: bmp1a
Product: bone morphogenetic protein 1a
Biological process (GO): proteolysis
Molecular function (GO): metalloendopeptidase activity; zinc ion binding; calcium ion binding
Source: RefSeq, a predicted model, not a curated record
UUCUCUCUCUCUCUUUCUCUCUGUCCAUCUCUCGUCCUUUACCUUUUAUCCCUCGCCUUUCGCCGUCUCCCCCACCACAAUAAUGGAUCUCACGGCGAGAUGUUUGCUUCUACUAUCCUGUCUCGGCGUGAUAUUGGCGAUCGAUAUGGAGUCGAUUGAUCCGGGCUACUAUGUGGACCCCAUUGCCACAUCAGACGCGAUCGACUAUAAGGAUCCCUGUAAAGCUGUUGCCUUUCUGGGAGACAUAGCUCUGGAUGAAGAGGACCUUCGAAUGUUCAAAGUGGACAGAAUCAUAGAUUUGGCUCAGAGAACUGUCCACAUGGUUAAUCACACAGACCCAGGAUCAACCAUUCAGAGUAUCCCUAACAGGCCGGGCUCACGACGUAGGAAAAGAGCGGCCACCUCCAGACCUGAGCGUGUUUGGCCUGAAGGUGUUAUUCCCUAUGUCAUCAGUGGGAACUUUAGUGGAAGCCAGCGGGCGAUAUUCCGGCAGGCCAUGCGGCACUGGGAGAAGCACACCUGCGUGACCUUUAUAGAGAGGACGCAGGAGGAGAGCUAUAUUGUCUUCACAUACCGACCAUGUGGGUGCUGCUCCUAUGUUGGUCGUCGAGGAGGGGGCCCCCAGGCUAUAUCCAUCGGAAAAAACUGUGACAAGUUUGGUAUUGUGGUGCACGAGUUGGGUCAUGUGAUCGGAUUCUGGCACGAGCACACGAGGCCUGACCGAGACGAACACGUCAGCAUUAUCAGGGACAACAUUCAGCCAGGGCAAGAGUAUAACUUUCUGAAGAUGGAGCCGGGGGAGGUGGACUCUUUGGGAGAAGUCUAUGAUUUUGACAGUAUCAUGCACUAUGCCAGGAAUACAUUCUCCAGAGGCAUUUUCCUGGACACCAUCCUGCCACGCUAUGAUGUGAAUGGAGUACGACCACCAAUUGGCCAGAGAACCAGGCUGAGCAAAGGGGAUAUCACACAGGCACGCAAACUCUACAAAUGCUCCAGAUGUGGGGACAGUCUGCAGGACAGCAGCGGGAACUUCUCCUCGCCUGGAUUUCCAAAUGGUUACUCAGCGUACAUGCACUGCAUCUGGAGGAUAUCAGUCACACCGGGCGAGAAGAUCAUUCUGAACUUUACCUCCAUGGAUCUGUACCGGAGUCACCUAUGUUGGUACGACCAUGUAGAAAUCAGAGACGGAUACUGGAGGAAGGCUCCUCUAAAAGGUCGUUUCUGUGGUGAUAAGCUGCCUGAACCAAUCAUCUCCACCGACAGUCGGCUGUGGAUUGAAUUCCGCAGCAGUAGCAACUGGGUGGGAAAAGGAUUCUCCGCCGUCUAUGAGGCUAUCUGUGGUGGGGAGGUGAAGAAAGACAAUGGCCAGAUCCAAUCCCCCAACUACCCUGAUGACUACAGGCCCAACAAAGUGUGCGUGUGGAAAGUAACUGUAGCUCAGGGCUACCAUGUAGGACUUACCUUCCAGUCUUUUGAAAUUGAGAGACAUGACAGUUGUGCCUAUGACUACCUGGAGGUGCGCGAUGGAAACUCUGAAAACAGUCCCCUGCUGGGCCGAUUCUGUGGCUACGACAAGCCAGAUGACAUCAAAACCAGCUCCAACCAGCUGUGGAUGAAAUUCGUGUCAGAUGGCUCGGUGAACAAGGCUGGCUUUGCUGCAAACUUCUUUAAAGAGAUGGAUGAGUGCUCCAAGCCGGACAACGGUCGCUGUGAGCAACGUUGUGUCAACACACUGGGCAGCUACAAGUGUGCCUGUGACCCGGGCUAUGAGCUGGCUGCUGACAAGCGCAGCUGCGAGGCUGCCUGUGGAGGUUUCAUCACCAAGCUGAACGGGUCCAUUACCAGCCCCGGUUGGCCCAGAGAGUACCCCCCAAACAAGAACUGCAUCUGGCAGCUUGUCGCCCCAACACAGUAUCGCAUAACUCUGCUCUUUGAUGUCUUCGAGACUGAGGGCAAUGAUGUUUGUAAGUACGACUAUGUGGAGGUUCGCAGCGGGCUAUCAGCCGAUUCAAGAUUACAUGGGAAGUUCUGUGGGGCGGAGAAACCCGAAGCUAUCACCUCCCAGUACAACAACAUGCGCAUUGAGUUUAAAUCAGACAAUACCGUGUCCAAGAAAGGCUUUAAAGCACAAUUCUUCUCAGACAAAGAUGAGUGCUCCAAGGAGAACGGAGGCUGUCAACACGAGUGUGUCAACACCUUUGGAAGCUACAGCUGUCAGUGCAGGAGCGGCUUUGUGCUGCAUGAGAACAAACACGACUGCAAAGAAGCCGGCUGUGAUCAUACUGUGAAUAGCGUGAGUGGAACCAUUACCAGCCCAAACUGGCCGGAUAGAUAUCCCAGCAAGAAGGCCUGCACCUGGGCCCUCACCACCACUCCAGGCCACCGCAUUAAAAUCGCCUUUAACGAGAUCGACAUGGAGGCCCACCUGGAGUGUGCGUAUGACCACAUAGAGAUUUAUGACGGGCGAGAUGGAAAAUCUCCAAGUCUGGGUCGCUUCUGUGGAACCAAGAAGCCCCCACCCAUCACGUCGACUGCAAACAAGCUGUUCGUUCGCUUCUUCUCUGAUAACUCUGUGCAAAAGAAAGGCUUCGAGGCUUCCCAUUCUGCAGAGUGCGGUGGUCACCUGAAGGCUGAAGUCAAAACCAAGGACCUGUUCUCCCACGCCCAGUUUGGGGACAAUAACUACCCCGGAGCCUCUGACUGUCAGUGGGUGAUAUCUGCUGAGAAGGGCUAUGGGGUGGAGCUCAUCUUCCAGACCUUUGAGAUUGAGGAGGAGGCGGAUUGUGGCUAUGACUACAUGGAGCUCUUCGAUGGCGCCGACACCAAGUCCCCUCGGCUGGGACGCUAUUGUGGCUCGGGGCCUCCAGAGGAGAUCUACUCGGCUGGUGACUCCAUUGUGAUCAAGUUCCGCUCUGACGAUACAAUCAACAAGAAAGGAUUUCACGUCCGCUACACCAGCACCAAGUUCCAGGACACACUGCACUCACGCAAGUGACCAGCGGGGGCCGGAAGGGGCCGCGCGGGGCAAAGGGGCAAACGUAGGGGCCCCCAGGGGAGGCGCCAGCCCGACGCUCGGAAACCUUCGGCCACCAAGAUGAAUCAGACACGACAGAACAGCCGCAAGACCACCAACCGCACCUCAGCUCCUAGGGGAUCUAGCUCCCCCCGCAGACUGUGAGGAGUAAAGCCAUUCUGCAGUACACCUUGAUUUUACCUUUCUAUGGUUAGGGUUGGGGUGGGAGGAGGAACGUCCGCUUUAGGCGAGAGAGUUAAUUGACCAAGUCCCCUCCAGAUCUUUUUUUGUUUGUUUCUUUAUUUUUUAACAUGCCUCCUAAUAAGAGGCACAAAGGAAAACAGUGGAUUCUCAGGACCUGUAGGAAGGCAGGCAUCAGCUGGACAGAUCCCUGCUUUUGUCGGGCCAGCCCACCACAUCCGGGGGGUUGGGGGGGAGAGGAAGAGGAGUAUGGGAAGGUCUCCUGCUCUCCUCUCCUCUCCUCUCACUUUUACUCCUUUGGUUCAAGGAUUCCUAUCUGUAAGAGGAUAAGAAGGACUUGACUUGAGAUUCUGAUACUGUAUGUCAGUCAAUUGCAUGUAAUUACAAGGAGAGAAGGAAAACUGUACAGUGACAACACCAGCAUUUGUAAUUGGCAUUGUCCUGGCAACCAGUGGCAAGAUUCUCGUUGUUACCAUUAACAAGGAAAUUAAGGAAGCAGUUAUCUUAUUAAAGGACUAAUAAAUGAAUUGUGGUCCAUGUCUUCUGGUUGGUAAUUGCUCGCCUGACGACUGGCUUUUACUGUACCUCCAUGUAAAAAGAAAUGUGUAUGAUCUUUCAAAGGGAACAUGUGCUUUUCAUAGCUCAAACCAGUUAGCACUUUAUAGUGAAUUGUUCCAAAAUCAUGAGCUUAUGAGUUUUUGUGAAAUGCAAUGCCAGUUCACUUAUUUUUAAAUGCAUUUUAUCUCUCUUAUUCUUCAUUGUUUUUUAUUUCUCCAUUUAGUCCCUCAGGCAUACUUGAACAUUGUGUGUGCCCUGCAACAUGGGGUAAUAAAGAUAUGACUUAUGUUUCAGUGUUGAGUUACAGUUCUGAUGUAAAAUAAUUUCUCUCCAGAGAAACUGCCUUUUCAUGGUACAAUGAAGUAUUUCUCAAGAACCAAA